Molecule: messenger RNA, 1471 nt
Organism: Cucurbita moschata (crookneck pumpkin)
Lineage: Eukaryota; Viridiplantae; Streptophyta; Magnoliopsida; Cucurbitales; Cucurbitaceae
Product: mucin-2-like
Exons: 2
Coding region: 29-928 (299 amino acids)
Source: RefSeq, a predicted model, not a curated record
AUAUAUAUAUAUAUUUGUGUGUUUAAUCAUGGAUUCUGGGAGUAGUGGGAGUGUACAAAGCUCAAGCGGUGCCGAAGAUGAGUAUGAUUCACGCGCGGAGGGUUUCUUAAACUAUCCGUCACUGCAUGUCGGCCCCAUCCCUAAGCCUAACCCAUCACCACCACCAUCCCUACAUUCCUCCUCCUCCUUCGACCCUUUCUCCACCUUCCUCGAUCCUCCACCUUCCCGAUCACCCCCAAAUUCCCUUCUCAAUCUCCACCCUUCUUGGCCCACUAACCCGAGAUCCGACCCCAACCCGAUCCAAUAUCCAGCGUCCAUGACCACCACGCCCGAUACUCAAUUGCAACCCCCAACCCAAGUCGUUCACACCAACAACAAUAACAAUACUGCCACCGUUCGUAACCCGAGGAAGCGAACCCGAGCCUCGAGGCGAGCUCCGACCACUGUCCUGACCACCGAUACCACCAAUUUCCGAGCCAUGGUCCAGGAAUUCACUGGGAUUCCUGCACCACCCUUCCAGCCGCCCUCCUCCUCCUCUUUCCCUAGACCCCGGCUUGAUCUUUUUGCCGGCGCCUCCACUUCCUCCCCACCGUACCUACUCCGUCCAUAUCCCCAAAAGCUAUCCCCCUUUCCUUCAACUAAUUCCCUUUUUUCUCCCUCCUCCAUUUUCAAUCUCCCGCCCCCACCUCCACCACUCCAACAACCCAACCUUAACCUCCUCCGCUCCCACCUCCAUCCUAAUCCGCUGCAUCUGCCUCUCCCGGAUGACUUCCUUUCUGGGAUCGUUAGAGACGGCGGUGGGAAUAAUGUUCCGGCAAAUUGGGGCAGUGGCACCCUCGACGGAGGUGGAGGAGGUAGACCGUCCGAUCAAGAUCUAGUUGGGAGGAGUGAAGGUAUGGUCGAGCCUUGGAUUUGUUCUUCAGAUUAAUUAAUUGUGCUCUAAUUAACAUAAACACUCAUCCUAUGUACAUAAAAACAUUUCAUUUCCAUUUUGGGAUUUCGUUUUGUUUAUUACUUUUUCCUGUCACUAGAUUCCUAAAAAAUGGGAGAGACAUUAAUUAUGAAUUUAUAAGCGAGGAAUGCUAUUGUGGAGAGCCGUGACUCGUAACUGAGUUUGGGUAAAGUUGAUAUAUCCAAAACGAUCCUCGUACGAUGUCCACAAUGUGGAAAUUGCAUGCACCUACUACUGUGAGUAAUGGUUUAGUCGUAGUGUGCAGUAGGGAGGGAAGCGGCAUGGGCUCUCAUCCUUGUCUUCUUGCUUGCAUCUCUGUCUCACUGACUCAGUGUUCCAUAAUUUAGGAGAGAUUGGAGGCGAGAUUUGAGGAAUGUGAAGCCGCCAUGAUCUGUCAGGGAUCUUUAAACCCCCCCCGGUGGAUUUUAAUUUUGGAUGUUGCAUUCAUGUUUCCCCCCCUCCCCUAAUUAAUGACUAUUCAAAGUACAUAAAUUCAUGCAACAUAAUUAGGUUUCCUCU